Molecule: messenger RNA, 1239 nt
Organism: Aspergillus affinis
Lineage: Eukaryota; Fungi; Ascomycota; Eurotiomycetes; Eurotiales; Aspergillaceae
Product: exopolysaccharide inner membrane protein-like protein
Exons: 2
Coding region: 1-1239 (412 amino acids)
Cellular component (GO): periplasmic space
Molecular function (GO): lyase activity
Source: RefSeq, a predicted model, not a curated record
AUGAGAGUCCCAAUCCUGCUCGCCAUCGCCACUCUCUUCUCAACCACGUCUGCCACCCUCCAUCCUGAACCUCAACUCGUCCAUCCCGGGGCCCUGCACACCAACAAGGACAUCGAACGAGUUCGACGCAAAGUGCACGCCCACGAACAGCCCUGGUACCGCGCCUGGCAACACCUCGAGUCCAGCCCCCUCGCGCAAACAACCUGGACCCCCAAACCGCACGAGGUCCUCGUCCGCGGUUCAAACAGCACCUGGCCGACCACGCCAGCCGAGAAUUACGGCGAUGCAUAUCGCGACGCACACGCCGCCUACCAACUAACGCUGCGGUGGCUCAUCGGCGGAAACACCUCGUACGCAGACCACGCGGCCUCCAUCCUGAACAGUUGGGCUACGACCCUGCGCGCGCUCAACGGCACCGAAGACCAGUACCUCGCGGCUGGUCUCUACGGGUACCAGUUCGCCAACGCGGGUGAGGUCCUUCGCACGUAUCCCGGUUGGAGUAAGGCGAACCAGACGGCGUUCGCGCGUCUACUGACGACCGUGUUUGCGCCGGCGAAUCGAGACUUUCUGGAAACCCAUAACGGCAAGACGAACUUCUACUACGCGAACUGGGACCUGUGCAAUAUCGCGUCAUUGAUGGCGAUCGGCAUAUUCACGGAUAAUCGGACGAUGGUGGACCAUGCGGCGCGGUACUGGCAGUUUGGUCUGCCGGACAGCAGGGUCGUGGUGAACGGGGCGUUGCCAUAUUUCUCGAUUGCCAAUUUCACGGAGCCGGAGUCUGGGAAGACUUUGAUGGAGAUGCAGGAGUCGGGUCGCGACCAGGGACAUGCGUUGCUGUGUAUGGCGUUGCUGGGGGUCAUUGGGCAACAGGCUUGGAAUCAGGGGAUGGAUCUGUUUGAGACUUAUGGAUAUGGGAUCCUGAAUGCAGCUGAAUACACCGCCAAAUACAACACCAACCACACUGUCCCCUACAUCUCCUAUACGAGCUGGGAAGGUCUCUUGGGUGAAAUAUCAGCCAAAUCGCGCUUCGAUGUGCGUCCGGGCUACGAGGCCAUCGUAUCUCAUUAUACAAGGAUCAAGGGUCUGAAUACGUCCUGGUCCACCGAGUUUCGGGACUACGUGAAUCGGAAUAUCUCCGCCGGUGUCGAGGGUGGUGGGGGUGAUUAUGGGCCGAACUCUGGGGGCUAUGAUGUCUAUGGGCAUGGGACGCUGAUGUAUCGGAUUGAGGAGGAUGCUUAG